This is a messenger RNA of Theobroma cacao (cacao), 1886 nucleotides long. RefSeq names its product aspartyl protease family protein 1. NCBI's taxonomy places the organism in Eukaryota, Viridiplantae, Streptophyta, Magnoliopsida, Malvales, Malvaceae. Gene Ontology annotation, biological process: proteolysis. Gene Ontology annotation, molecular function: aspartic-type endopeptidase activity. The record is from RefSeq and is a predicted model, not a curated record.
UGACCCAAACGUGACAAACGACCAAAGGCCAAAUAAAAUUUUUUUCCGCAUUUUUUUUUCAGGGAAAAGAAAUUUGAAGACAGGAAAGAGUUUUUAUUUUUUUAUUUUUCAGACAUGAGUGAGUUGAGUAGUUACAGUUGUGUGUUGUUGUUAGUGGUGUUGGGGUUAAGCGCGGGAAGUUGUUGUUACGGGUUCGGUACUUUCGGGUUUGAUAUCCAUCAUAGGUAUUCGGAUCCGGUUAAGGAUUUCCUGACCGUCGAUGCGUUACCGGCGAAGGGAAGUCUGGAGUAUUACAGUGCUAUGGUUCAUCGUGAUAAAAUAAUUAAGGGCCGUCGAUUGGCGACGGCUAAUGAUCAGACGCCGGUUACGUUUCUCGAUGGAAACGAGACUUAUCGAUUGAGUGGCUUGGGAUUUUUGUAUUACGCGAAUGUAUCAGUAGGGUCGCCGGCUUUGUCAUUUUUGGUGGCACUAGACACUGGCAGCGACCUCUUCUGGUUGCCAUGUGAUUGUUCCAGUUGCGUGCAAGGCUUAAGCACAGCCGAUGGCCAGACAAUAGACUUUAAUAUCUACAGCCCCAAUACUUCAUCUACUAGCUCCAAGGUUCCUUGUAGCAGUGACAUGUGUGAACAGCAAAAAAGAUGUUCUUCAUCUCAAAGUAAUUGUCCUUAUCAAAUUCUCUAUCUGUCCAAUGGUACUUCAUCUACUGGGGUCUUGGUGGAGGAUGUCUUGCACUUAACCACAGAUGAGGAUAAAACCAAAGCUGUCCAAGCCAAGAUUACUUUCGGUUGUGGGAAGGUUCAGACUGGAUCAUUCUUGAAUGGUGCCGCUCCUAAUGGUCUUUUUGGGCUUGGUAUGGACAAUAUAUCUGUUCCUAGCACAUUAGCAAAUGAAAAUAUUACUUCAAAUUCGUUUUCUAUGUGCUUUGGACGUGAUGGGAUUGGAAGAAUCACUUUUGGUGAUAGGGGCAGCUCAUAUCAAGGAGAAACACCAUUUAAUCUCAGGAAAUCACACCCAACUUAUAAUGUCAGUAUCACUCAAAUAAACGUGGGAGGAAAUGCUGGGGAUCUUGAUUUCAGUGCAGUUUUUGACUCCGGUACCUCAUUUACAUAUUUGAACGACCCAGCUUAUACUUUUAUUUCUGAGAGUUUCAACAAUAUGGCCAUAGAGAAGCGGCAUACAUCUGAUUCUUCCGACCUUCCCUUUGAUUAUUGUUAUGACCUAAGUGCAAAUCAAACCAACUUUACGUACCCUGUAGUGAAUCUGACAAUGAAAGGUGGAGAUUCUUUUUUCGUUGAUGAUCCAAUAGUAGUGGUUUCAUUGAAGAGUGGAGAUUUAUACUGUUUGGGUGUUGUGAAAAGUGACGAUGUGAAUAUCAUUGGACAAAAUUUCAUGACUGGUUAUCGGAUAGUCUUUGAUCGUGAGAAGAUGGUACUGGGCUGGAACCCAUCCGACUGUUAUGACAUUGAGGCCAACACUUUACCCGUCAGGCCUCCAACUGCAGUCCCUCCUGCUGUUGCUGUCAAUCCAGAAGCCACAGCAGGGAACGGUAAUACAUCUCACAUUUCAGGGGCAUCGCCACCCAUGGCAAACCAAUCACCCAAGAUGAAAACUUUGUCUUAUGCACUCAUAGUUGCUCUCAUUCCAUUUUUUGCCCUGAUUUAAUGAUAUUCUUUACUUCACAGAGGCUUUCCUCCCUCUACAUACCUGUACCAUGGGCAUAUUGUCAUAGGUAUAGAGGAAAAGGAAGCAUUUUUAGCUUCCUAUUUUUUUCAUGCUAGUGGCAUAAUUACAUAGGAUUGUAAAUAAGUUUUGAUUUUAAGAGACUGGUUAUAGCAUUCUUACAUUUCCAAGUUAUAAAAUUUGGAGUUUGCCUGCCUUUUCCAAUA